UCCGCAGCUUACGCUUGAGUUUGGCUUAUCUUGAAUAUUCGUGUAUAUAAGCUUAUAUCGUACACCGCCCCCCCGCUCGGCUGUCGCGGGUUUGUUUUAUCGAGUCUGGUAUUAUUCCAGCAUGUAUAAUAGGUAAUAUCAUACCUACCUACCUAACCCCUCAACGCAUCCUCGCCGAGCCUCCCCUCCCCCCCAAAAGAAAGGAAGCAACAGAAGGAAAAAGAAGCACAAGCAAGCAAGCAGCACCAUGGCCACAGCCACAAACUCCAUCCUCGUCUCCCCCGGCGUGCGCCUACACUACUCGCAAGCCGGGCCCCCCGCAGCGCCGAACCUGGUGCUGAUACCGGGGUGGUCGCAGACGGCGGCGCAGUUCCAGAAGCAGGUCGCGCAUUUCCAGACCAGGUACCGCGUCACCACGUACGACCACCGCGGCCACGGCGACUCCGAUAAGCCGGGCUUCGGGUACCGCGUUUAUCGGCUCGCGGCGGACCUGGAGGCGCUGCUGGAGGCGCUGGAGCUGAGGGAUGUGGUGGUGCUGGGGCACUCGAUGGGGGUUUCGGUGGUUUGGGCUUACUGGGACCUCUUCCCGCCCACCCGCAUCCGCAAGCUCGUCCUCGUCGACCAGUCGCCCGCGAUGACCAUCAACCCAUCGUGGACCGCCGAGCAGAAAGCCGAGGCGGCCGCCAUGUUCGAGCCCGCGCAGGUGUUCGAGGCCUCGAACGCCAUGAUGGUCGGACCCCAGGGCGAGGAGGCGCGCGAGGCGCUGUCCAGGUCCUUUUACACGGAGAAGGUGUCCGAGGAGGACUUCGAGUGGAGUAUGCGGCAGGCGAGGAAGAUGCCGCCGGACCUGGCGGGGAGGCUGAUGCUGGAUCAUGCGGCGAUGGAUUGGAGGGACGUGAUUCCCCGGAUCACCGUCCCGACGCUCGUGGUCGGAGCGAAGGGCAGUCCCAUACCGAUCACGGGGAUCGAGUGGAUAGCGAAACAGAUACCGGGGUCCCGGUUGGAGAUCUUUGAGAAGGAGGAAGGCGGGAGCCAUUGCAUGUUCUGGGAGAAUCCGGAGAAGUUCAACCGGAUACUUGAGGAGUUUUUGGCUUCUUAGAGAUGAAUGAGAAUAAGAUUUUGGUGUCAGCCGUCUUACUUAGAACUAAGGGAAUAGUUGGUAAGAUAGGUGUGUUCAGGGUUCAGAGUUAUGGCUAAUAGCUGCGAUAGUUGGUAUGUUCAACCUUGCUACUCUUGGGCGAAAGU
Messenger RNA from Hypoxylon fragiforme, 1245 nucleotides. RefSeq names its product alpha/beta-hydrolase. The record is from RefSeq and is a predicted model, not a curated record. The transcript has 3 exons. The coding region runs from base 248 to 1099 and encodes 283 amino acids. NCBI's taxonomy places the organism in Eukaryota, Fungi, Ascomycota, Sordariomycetes, Xylariales, Hypoxylaceae.